AUGAUUGAUGAUGUUGUCUAUUAUGUUGCUGCUGCUGAAUUUUCAAGAGAAAAGGGAGCAACUAGAAUAUACGUUAUAGCCUCACAUGGAAAACCUUUUUUCAAUCAUUUAUCACAAUCACUAGAAUCAUAUGAGAAUCAAUUGUUAACCAAUGAUUCUCUAGAUUCCAUUUCAGUUAACCAAUUGAUUAGGAAAAUUAACCAAUUGCAACAAGUUCAUCGUCUUCCUAAGCCAAACAAUUGGAUCACUUGUCGAGGAUCUAAUCCAAUUUAUCGAGGUUACACUUGUUCCUUGUGGCUUCUUUGGCACACAUUGUCUGUAGCCGAGUAUCUCCAAGUUGAUGGACAAUUAACUAAUCAUCAGGUCGCUUUUACGAUGCGUUCAUUCAUCAGAGACUUUUUCUCAUGUCAAGAGUGUCGACAACAUUUCAUCAAUGAGACAAUCGACAUGUUCCAAGUAAUUCAUCAAUCGGAUCCAUUUUCAUCUAUUCGAUAUCUUUGGUCUGUUCACAAUUCAGUCAACAAAAGAAUCGCCGGCGAUCCAACUCAAGAUCCGUUCUUUCCAAAAGUCCAAUUUCCUUUACAAACUCAAUGUUCCAAUUGUUGGACUCGAGGCCGAUUUAACGAUAAUCAAGUCAUUCAAUAUUUGAUUAAUCGAUACAAUCCUUCCAAUUGGAUUCCCUGCGAAAAAACCAAAAAUUAA
Messenger RNA from Panonychus citri (citrus red mite), 702 nucleotides. RefSeq names its product sulfhydryl oxidase 2-like. The coding region runs from base 1 to 702 and encodes 233 amino acids. The record is from RefSeq and is a predicted model, not a curated record. The transcript is spliced from 2 exons. Lineage: Eukaryota; Metazoa; Arthropoda; Arachnida; Trombidiformes; Tetranychidae. Gene Ontology annotation, molecular function: magnesium ion binding; ribose phosphate diphosphokinase activity; protein disulfide isomerase activity. Gene Ontology annotation, biological process: nucleotide biosynthetic process; protein folding. Gene Ontology annotation, cellular component: Golgi membrane.